Melanotaenia boesemani (Boeseman's rainbowfish) is the source of this 3095-nucleotide messenger RNA. RefSeq names its product minichromosome maintenance complex component 4 (gene mcm4). Gene Ontology annotation, biological process: DNA strand elongation involved in DNA replication; mitotic DNA replication initiation; DNA replication. Lineage: Eukaryota; Metazoa; Chordata; Actinopteri; Atheriniformes; Melanotaeniidae. Bases 119 to 2698 code for a protein of 859 amino acids. The record is from RefSeq and is a predicted model, not a curated record. The transcript is spliced from 17 exons. Gene Ontology annotation, molecular function: ATP hydrolysis activity; single-stranded DNA helicase activity; single-stranded DNA binding. Gene Ontology annotation, cellular component: nucleus; MCM complex.
UUUUCUCAACUUAUCUCUUUAAAGACGGCUAGUUAUAGAGAAUCUAUCACACUGUGGGUUGUUGGAAAAGUUCACUUAAAUUUGCACGAGGGUGUUUUUGUUUUACAUAUCUGCAACAAUGUCUUCCCCAAGUUCGACUCCUGGUCGCAAACGUGGAAGGAACACCAACCCGCCCGCACCAACCAGCGAGGAUCCCACCUCGCCUCCCUCUCAGCGACGCAGAGGACAGGACUCCUCCACCGGGGACCUUAUGCCAAUGCCAACCUCCCCGGCCACUGACAUACUCAGUCCCGCAGCUCCACAGGACACUUCUCUGUUUUCCAGCCCACGUCCUUCAGUCUUGCCAAAUGAAGUGGAUAUGAGUUCCCCUCUUAUGUAUGGGACCCCCAGCUCAAGGGUUGAAGGGACCCCACACAGUGGAGUGCGUGGCACACCUGCCAGACAGCGCCCUGAUCUGGGAUCAGUCAGGAAAGCUCCACAAGUCGAUCUUCAUUCUGAGCCGCCGAGUGCAGACGGUGCUGUUGCUAGUGAACCAAACGCAGCCCAGAGACUGGUGAUCUGGGGGACUGACGUCAAUGUCGGGACAUGUAAGGAGAAGUUCCAGAGGUUUCUGCAGAGGUUCAUUGACCCAACCUCCACAGAGGAUGAGAACGCUGGUCUGGACCUUAACGAGCCUUUGUACAUGCAGAAACUGGAAGAGAUCAGUGUUGUCGGGGAUCCUGUGCUGAAUGUGAACUGUCAACAUGUGCAGGCCUUUGAUGCAGAGCUGUACAGGCAGCUCAUCUGCUACCCCCAGGAAGUCAUUCCAACCUUUGACAUGGCAGUCAACGAGCUUUUCUUUGAGCGGUUCCCAGACUCAAUCCUUGAGUACCAGAUCCAAGUCCGUCCCUACAACGCUCUAAAAACCAGAAACAUGAGGAGCCUGAACCCAGAAGACAUCGAUCAGCUGAUCACCAUCAGUGGCAUGGUGAUCCGCACCUCACAGCUCAUCCCCGAGAUGCAGGAGGCUUUCUUCCAAUGCCAGGUGUGCGCCUUCAGCACCCGCGUGGAGGUGGAUCGCGGCCGCAUCGCUGAGCCGGCCGUGUGUCGCCACUGUAACAUCGCCCACAGCCUGGCACUCGUUCACAACCGCUCAGUUUUUUCAGACAAACAGAUGGUCAAAAUUCAGGAGUCUCCGGAAGACAUGCCAGCUGGUCAGACCCCUCACACCACUAUUGUGUAUGCUCAUAAUGAUCUGGUUGAUAAAGUACAGCCAGGAGACAGAGUGAACAUCACUGGCAUCUACAGAGCUGUCCCCAUGCGCGUUAACCCCCGUCAGAACAAUGUGAAGUCGGUCUACAAGACCCACAUUGAUGCCAUCCACUUCCGCAAGACAGACGAAAAGCGUCUGCACGGUUUGGAUGAAGAGGCCGAACAGAAGCUCUUCACCGAGGACCGCGUGCAGACCCUGAAGGAGCUGGCAGCCAAGCCAGAUGUCUAUGAACGCCUCUCCUCCGCCCUCGCACCGAGUAUCUACGAACACGAGGACAUCAAAAAGGGCAUCCUGCUGCAGCUGUUUGGCGGCACUCGUAAGGACUUCAGUCAGACCGGUCGAGGAAACUUUCGUGCAGAGGUGAACAUCCUCCUCUGCGGAGACCCUGGCACCAGCAAGUCUCAGCUGCUGCAGUAUGUCUACAACCUGGUGCCCCGCGGCCAGUACACGUCAGGAAAGGGCUCCAGUGCUGUGGGUCUCACCGCCUACGUUAUGAAGGACCCAGAGACAAGGCAGCUGGUCCUGCAGACUGGAGCCCUGGUGCUCAGCGACAACGGCAUCUGUUGCAUUGACGAAUUUGACAAGAUGAGCGACAACACUCGCUCUGUGCUGCACGAGGUCAUGGAGCAGCAAACCCUCUCCAUCGCCAAGGCUGGAAUCAUUUGCCAGCUGAACGCCCGCACCGCUGUGCUGGCAGCUGCAAACCCUGUAGAAUCUCAGUGGAACCCCAAAAAGACCACCAUCGAGAACAUUCAGCUCCCUCACACACUGCUUUCUAGAUUCGACCUCAUCUUCCUGAUGCUGGAUCCCCAGGAUGAAGCUUACGACCGCAGGCUGGCCCACCACCUGGUAUCCCUGUACUACCAGAGCGAGGAGCAGAUGGAGGAAGAGUUCCUUGACAUGGCAGUGUUGAAGGACUACGUUGCAUACGCACGGACAUACAUUAACCCAAGACUGAGUGAGGAAGCCAGCCAGGCCCUUAUUGAGGCUUAUGUUGACAUGAGGAAGAUCGGCAGUGGCCGUGGGAUGGUGUCUGCCUACCCCAGACAGCUCGAGUCGCUGAUCCGCUUGGCAGAGGCGCACGCCAAGGUACGCUUCUCCGAGAAGGUGGAGACCAUCGACGUGGAGGAGGCUAAGCGGCUCCACCGAGAGGCCCUGAAACAGUCAGCCACUGACCCCAGGACAGGAUUUGUUGACAUCUCUAUUUUGACGACAGGUAUGAGUGCCACAGCUCGCAAGCGCAAGGAAGAGGUUGCCCAAGCCCUGAAGAAGCUGAUCCAGGCCAAAGGAAAGACUCCGGCAAUGAAAUACCAGCAGCUGCUUGAUGACCUGAGAGGACAGUCUGAAACUGCGAUCACUAAGGAGCUGUUUGACGAAGCGCUGCGAGCCUUGGCUGACGAGGAUUACUUGACAGUGACUGGAAAGACUGUCCGGCUGCUUGCUUGAGGCGCACCCUGCAAUUAUGUACAGUCCUUAAUUUUAAAUCCUGUGUCCAUCUUCUCUCAUACUGUUAUAAAAAGAAAAAAAAGUUUGUGUAAUUGAACCAGCAUGUUCCCUUGGCUGUAUUAUUCUCAGAUUUCGACAUGAAGAAGAAUUACCUAAUGACUCACUGAGGAGUCGGUCUGUGUUGAAAGGGUGGGGUAAACUCACAAAGUGAUAAGUAAUAGAGCUGAUAUUUAAAAAUACUUAUUUCUUUUGUUUGCUAUUCAUUUUAAAAGGAUACUCUUGCUCUGUUAUGCUGCUCUGUUGUAUCUUGGGUUAUGUAUAUUGUUCUUCAAUCCUCAUUGUUGCUGCAGCGAAGCUCCUAGUCUAGACUGUUAAUAAAGAAAAAAUAAAAUGUUCA